UACAGUAAAAAGUAAAAAAUGAAAAUGAAGUUCACAUGAAAGAUUCAUGAUCGCUACCCUGAGUACGGAUGUGUUGUUUCGACGAUUACGACAAUUGGAAUGGAACUUGUGUCGCUGUGUGCAUAAAAGUGUCUAGCGAUAUUGUAACUGAGGCGUAUUUUCGUUAUCCAACCACGAUCAACCAGAAGCGACCGCAGUCAUUUUUGUUAGUGGUUGUGACGUCACCGAUGCUAACACGUUAGUUUGGUAGGACUCAAACAUUCAACCAAACCCAAGAGGUUUGCGUGGUUGAGGAAGGAGAAUCUCACUUUAAAGUUUGUCUGGUUUGGCAAAUGCAGUGAUGGAAAACAUAACCCUGAACCUUGAUCAGCAUAUGCUGUGUCUGGACGAUGCUGGCAAUAUCGAGAUUUCAGAAGAUCCAGAAAACCUGGGGCUUUUAGUGUUUGAUAAACUAAGCAAUUCUGUUUUUGUCGUCCCAGACAAUAGAAAAAUACGCCAAUUUCUGCCGCAUAUGCGCUUUAUAGAGGAAUCUUCUGAUCAACUUAUCAAACCACAAGUGUGCCUUGCCGAUCAAGUCGAUAAUGUCACUGCACAUGAGUGAAAAACUCAGGUAAACCUCAGGUAAACCGUGAUACAGAGGCAGCUAAUGAUCUUAUUACAUUGGUGGGAAAUGAUCAUUUUAAGUCCUUAUUGAAAGAUAAAACCAGCAUAAAGAAGAAUGUUUGGAGACAAAUUGCAAAAGAAAUGAUGACUCUGGGCUAUAAUUUUGGUAAUCGAGAUCCUGGUACAGUUUGUUCUCAAAAGUGGAGGAACAUGCAAGGAAGAACUAUAACAUUCAUUCAGAAUGGAGGGCCCAAGAGCACUGGAUCAGGGAAGCUGAAGAAGCCUGCAUUUUACGAUGAAGUGAGAGAUGUCAUUAAGGAUUCUGCUAAGGCGAUCCCAGUUAAUUGUAUGGACACAAUGUCAAACUUGUCUGAUCAGGCCUCACCAUCAUCAAAAGCAAGUAGUUCUUCAGGAAAUAAUGACAGUACAUAUCCUCAAAAAUCCUGCCAAAGCAGCGUUAGGGAUUCUGAAGGGCCUCUGUCUGAUAACGAAGCAAAAUUAGCCUUCAACAAGGAAAAUGUGAACCCUUUUCUGAAAGUGCAAAGAACAACUAAGGCCAAGAAACAAAAAGUUGAGAGCAGUGCCAUAUUAAAUUUUUUAAAACAGGAUGCAGGAGAAAGAAAAGUACAGAAUGAAAAUGUUAUGAAGUUUCUUGCUCAAAAAAUGGAACAAGAAAAAGAAUCAAAAAGACAAAUGUUAGAAAUCCUUUCUAAACUGCUUGAUAAGUAAUGGAAAUGACUUCUAGAUCUAUUGUCUUAAAGUGUUUAAUAUAUUAAUAUAUUAAACACUUGAAGACAAUGGAUCUAGAAGUCAUUACCAUUAUAGAAUUCUAUAUUUAUACAAGAUACACAUCCAAUUUCUCAUAUUCGAUAUCCAAUAAGAAAGAUUGUUUUAUAUAAAACAUACAUUUUUAUUGAAUAUCGGACAUCGUACAUCAGAAAUAGGACGCAAUGUAAAUCUUGUAUCAUAUAUAUUCUCCCUAAUGUGUGAUUCAUUUUUAACCAUCCAAAGAUCAAUUAUUAAAAAAAUGUAUUAAUGAUAAAGCAAUGAUUCUAUUAUGUUGAAUGCUGCCAAAGAAAUAUUUACUUUUUGUAGUUAGUGUCGUUGCUU
Molecule: messenger RNA, 1713 nt
Organism: Odontomachus brunneus
Lineage: Eukaryota; Metazoa; Arthropoda; Insecta; Hymenoptera; Formicidae
Exons: 3
Coding region: 745-1332 (195 amino acids)
Source: RefSeq, a predicted model, not a curated record